This is a messenger RNA of Leishmania mexicana MHOM/GT/2001/U1103, 1101 nucleotides long. RefSeq names its product RNA binding protein-like protein. Lineage: Eukaryota; Euglenozoa; Kinetoplastea; Trypanosomatida; Trypanosomatidae. The coding region runs from base 1 to 1101 and encodes 366 amino acids. The record is from RefSeq and is a predicted model, not a curated record. The transcript has a single exon.
AUGAUGCAGGAGUUCCACGCGUUCUCGGUGUCUCCAAACAAGGAGCACAGGCUGGAGAUCCCGGAGGGGUGCGGCUUCCACCUCUCUGUCGUUUCGCUGCCGCGAGGCACCAACGGCAAGUCGACGGUUUACGUGUCCGUGGAUGGCAAGUCGUACGCGCUGGUGUCUCUCGACUCUCAGCAGAACGUCCUUCAGGCACCUACCGACCUCAUCUUCAACUACCAGCAGCAGGUCACCUUCUUCGCGAAGGGCUCGGCGACGGUGCACUGCGUCGGCUACCGCCAGGAACUGGACCUCAGUGACGACGACGAUGCGCCGUUCGCCAUGGAGAGGGGCAGCGAUGACGACACCGGCGACGCUACUAAGGCGGCGGUAAAGUUGCCGGCCGAUGCCAUCACGGAUGCUGAGGCGGCAAAGAGGAAGUCCGCUGCCGCCGCUGAGAGCGUCUCCGAGGAUGAGGAGGAUGACGAGGAGCUGACCGACAGCGCCGAGGACGCGUCUGCAGAUGCGGCGUCCGAUGAAGGGGCUGACGGAGAAGAAAUGGACGAGGACGAGGACGAGGAGAAUGAUGAGGAGGAGGACGACGAUGACAUCGACAGCGACAUUGCCAAUGAGCCGAAGGGGAUGCAGACCCGUAACGUUGACCCCACUGCCCCUUCUUCGGAGGAUGAGGAGGAUGUCACCGAUGAUAACGAUGACGAAGAGAGCGAUGAAGAGAUGGACAGUGAUGACCUCGCUGCGAUGGAAGAGGACGAGGAGGACGUCGAUGAAGAUGACGAGGAGGAGGCGGAGCCGCCGAUGAAGGCGGUACGCUCAGAGGGUCGUCCCAGCGGUGGCUCUCCGCAGGCUCGCCUGAGCGCUGGAGGCUCGCCGAAGGGCUACAAGAACGGUAGCGGCUCUCCGCAGGGUCACAAGAACGGUAGUGGCUCUCCGCAGGGCCGCCCGAGUGCUGGAGGCUCGCCGCAGGGCCACAAGAACGGUAGCGGCUCUCCGCAGGGCCGCCCGAGUGCUGGAGGCUCGCCGCAGGGCCACAAGAACGGUAGCGGCUCUUUGCAGGGCCGCUCUAACGGAGGCUCUCCGCAGGGCCGCCGCAGCUGUUAA